GUUAUCUGCGGGUCUUCUUCCAUUAAAAUUUCAAAACAUCUGAACUUUAUACAUCUGCUAUAUUAAGAACCUUUGAACAAAAUUCCCCAGUUCAGCAGAAGAGGACUGGAUAUGGCUACGUCCUCUACCACAACGACGUCGUCCGGCGCCGGCAGAAACGGCAAAGAUGCGUCCGCCAAGGCCGUGGUGGCCGAUCAGAUCACCCAGUCCGUACAGUCCACCUCCAAUCUCCUUCACCUGAUGCUUCAGUCUUCCCCUUCGCAGGCCAAACUGCGGAAACUCCCAAAGAGUCUUUUGGCUAAGACCUCUACAAUAAAAAAUACAUCAUUAGUAUUGGAGCAGUUGCCUCGGAUAAUUUCAUCAUUGGAUGCACAUAUGGAUGAAGGACUUCAAUGUGUUCCUCAGCUUGAAACUGUAAUCCAGCUACUCUCAAAUAUUGAGAACUCCAAAGUUAAGUCUUUGUCCAGUGCUCAGCUUCCCCCCUAAGAGGAGUAGUAGUACAACCCUACAGAAAGAAGGCCAGAUCCAAGAUUUGGAGUCUGUGCAACUUUGGUGAACUUGGAUGAAAAUGUCUGUGAAAGAGAGAGAGAUAGUGAACUUGGAUGAAAAUAUGUAUCUUUGACUCAAUGUUAAAAAGGAAGAUGCAUGGUAAUGUGGUAUGUCUUUGGGAAUUGGAUGAGUUAUUUAAAUUUGACUUGGGUGUAAAUUAGGAGGUGUUUGGUUUUAACGUGGGAUACGUAAGCUAAGGUGUACACCAACCGAAAUUGUUAAUUUUAGAGAUUAUAUGAUAACCUAUCAAUAUUAAAAGUUGAUAGUAUUCGAGUGAAAAGUGAUAUUGGAAAAGUAAAAGUUAGUGUUUGGAGAAGGUGGUAUAAAACACUUAAAC
Cuscuta europaea is the source of this 886-nucleotide messenger RNA. NCBI's taxonomy places the organism in Eukaryota, Viridiplantae, Streptophyta, Magnoliopsida, Solanales, Convolvulaceae. The record is from the annotation of a GenBank genome assembly.